Messenger RNA from Danio rerio (zebrafish), 3892 nucleotides. The record is from RefSeq and is a predicted model, not a curated record. NCBI's taxonomy places the organism in Eukaryota, Metazoa, Chordata, Actinopteri, Cypriniformes, Danionidae.
AUAUAUUUAUAAUAAAUUCUAGUUUUAUUUAUUAGAUACUAUAGCAUUUAAUCAUUAGACAUUAGUUCUUAUUUAUUAGAUACUAGCAUGUAGACAUUAGGCACUUAUUAAAAUGAUUCUAGUACUUUUUCAUUAUUGAUACUAGUACCUGUUUAAUAAAUAUUAGUAGUUAUUUAUUUGGCACUGUUACUUGUUUAUCACACAUUAUCAUCAUAUGUAUAUAUAACUGGUACUAGUCACAAAAGCUUAUUAUUACUUGACUACACUCUAAAAAUUCUGAGUUGUAGCCCGACGUUGGCUCAAAUGUGGACAAACCCAACUGUUUGGAUUACUAAUGAAAUAACUUUUAGUUCAUAUUAAUUAGAUACAAGUAUGUAAUAAGUUAUAGUAUCUUUUUAAAGGCACUAAUAACUACAGAUUAAGCACUAAAAGGGAUAGUUUAUCCAAAAAAAAAAAAUCCACUACUUACUCAUUGUUCACUUGUUUGUUCCGUUGAACACAAAAGAAGAUAUUUUGCAAAGAAAAGUUGAUUGCUGGGACCCAUUGAAUUUGUCUUGAAUUGUUUUUCACCAAUAUGGAAGUGCUUCAAAAUAUCUUCUUUUCUGUUCAGAGAAAAAAAAAAAAAAAAAAAUAUAUAUAUAUAUAUAUAUAUAUAUAUAUAUAUAUAUAUAUAUAUAUAUAUAUAUAUAUAUAUAUAAAACACUCAAAUGUUUAAAACCACACGAGGGAAAGUAAAUGAUGAGGUAAUUUUAUUUUUUGGGUGAACUACCCCUUUAAUUAAAAAAGUAUCUAAAGUACUAGUAUCUUUAAAAAUAAACAUAUUGUAGGAACUAUUAGGAUCAAAAUAGAUCUACGAUUUAUAGCAGUGGUCUCAAACUCAAUUCCUGGAGGGCCACAGCCCUCCAGAUUUUAACUCCAACCAGCUCACAAAUGCUUAAUAGUCUAGCGCUCCUGAACACCUUGAUUAGCUGGAUCAGCUGUGUUGGACGAGGGUUGGAGCAAAACUGCAGAGCUGCGGCUCUUCAGGAAUCGAGUUCGAGGCCCAUGGUUUAUAGAGUAAAUGUAAAUGCGGCUUGCCAUAUCUUUACUGAUUGUUUUGACAUCUCUUUUGCCAGUGCAAUAUAGACAGUGCAUUCAUCUACUGUAUUUAAUAACUCUACAAGCUUUUUGUUAGCACAAUCUCCUUAUAAUGACUUUGUUGCGAUUACUCCGUGCCAUGCUUGAUGUAAUAUUUGAACUGAGAUGAGUAUUUUUUUUUUUACUUUAACUGUAUUUUGUAAACUUUGGACCUCCGGGGUGAUUUGAUUCAUUAUUUCAUCUGGUCGCCCCAGACUGGAUGUCUUUGUUGCCAGUUGUACAGCACUCUCACAUGAAUAGUCUUUAUGCACUGUCCACCGUAAACCUCUUCAGAGGGCAAACUCUUAAAGCAACGCAUGGAUAUGCACAAGAGUAUGAGAACCACUCAUGCGGACUCUUGAUUGAACAUACACACACACACACAUGCGCAAACAGACAUGCGCAGCUUCACGAGUGACCUGCUGCACUGUGAGUGGAUCGGCAUAUAAGAAACCUUUCGGAAGGUCUACAGAUUUAAUGAUUUUUCGGCAAACGACGCUGGUGUGUAACUUGAAUGUAUUGUCUUGCAAGCAAUGGAUGUAUUCAACCAAUGCAUUUUACUGUAAAGCAAUAAUCUAAAAACGAAUAUAAACGACGAUAUAUGAAUCAUGCGAGUAUUGUAUGGGAGAAAACGAUUAAAUUAUACCGUUCAUAAAUGUUUCUUGGGUGUCUGUCUUGCUUUUGGUCAUUGGGUGAGUGUUUGGCGCCCUCGCAUGUGUAUAAACGAAGAGUGCAGUUUUGGCCAUUUUGUGUUUUCUUCUAAGAUGGAAACACUGCUGACCUUCUGAAUCCCUUCCAGAGACUGUGGAGAAAUGGUGUUGUUGAAAUGUGCGCGUGUGACAAACUUUCUCCAGCGUGCUGUCGGAACGAAAGGACUGACAUACAGCACUCGAGCCAGAAAGAAACCAGGAUUUCAGCAGGCUAACGUGGUGAUCUUGCACAAGGAUCUUGCGGAUGACUUUGAGGCGUUUUGUCGAGCUAACAGUAGCCCUCUCCCGCUGCUGUACAGGAGCAAAUGUGGAGAAUGGAGCGCCGGUCCUCUCGCCACGGCAUCUGACAUCAGGGAGGACUGUCCAGAGUACUGUGUGUUUGAGAAUGGCAGGCUAAUGAAGAAGGUUUCUAGUUUGUCCUCCUUUACCUCUGAACUGGAGCACAUGGUCACUUUCUACCUCGGCUGUAGUUUUGGCUUUGAAUCGGCCUUGACAGCCGCUGGGGUUCCGGUGAGAAAUGUGGAGCAGGGCAGAAACGUCAGCAUGUACAAGACCUCAGUGCCUUGUAUUAAAGCAGGUCAGAUUCAUUGUCCAAUGGUGGUGACUAUGAGACCAGUACCAGAAGACAAGCUGGACGCUACUGCUCAAUGCACACAUGCCAUCCCACUGGCGCAUGGAGGACCUGUUCAUAUUGGAGAUCCUAAGCUGCUGGGCAUCCGUGACUUGUCACGUCCGGACUACGGGGACCCAGUGGACGCCCGCCCUGCUGAUGUGCCUGUGUUCUGGGCCUGUGGGGUCACUGGUGUUGAGGCUGUAAAGAGCUGCAAGUCCGCUCUAGCGUUCACACACUCUCCUGGCUGCAUGUUCAUCACCGAUCAAAAAGCAGAAGCCAUUUCUCCCCUCUCUCUGGAGCCAGCACAGCGCCCUUUGACAUUCCGCAUUUCCCAGGAUCCUCAGCAUUACAGCAUGGCCAGUGAAAGAGCCGUUCAACAAAUCCGAGCAAUUGAGGAGCUCGCUGUUGAAGACCCAGGUUCAAGAGGUAUCCGGGCCCUGUUCUUGCAGGAUGAGCUUCUGAAGGCCUGUCUCUCUCUGUCCCAUUCCUCCUCCGUCCUCAUCACCACCGGCUUCCCCACACACUACAUGCACAACCCUCCGGAAGAGACGGAUGGGCCGCCCGGGGCCCUCGCUAUGGCAGCUAUGCUUCAAGCACUUCAUAAAGAGGUGGUCAUCGUGACGGAUCAGCGGGCUUUGGAGAUGAAUCAGCACAUCAUGCAGGAUGCUGUGGAGAAAGGUGUGAUAAAGAGUGCAGUGCCGGUAAUAAGUUUCCAGAGUAAUGGGCCUGACUCAGCUCUUCACUUCCUGUGCGGUGAUGGAGAUCCCACUAAACCCAGGUUCGACCACCUGGUGGCGAUAGAGCGCAGCGGCCGGGCAGCAGAUGGCAACUACUACAACAUGAGAGGAGUGAACAUCAAACACUUGCUGGACCCCAUAGAUGAGCUCUUCACCGCCGCCAGCACUAUCGCUGGAAUCACCACCACAGGGAUUGGAGAUGGAGGUAAUGAGCUUGGUAUGGGUAAAGUCAAAGCAGCAGUUAAAGCCCACAUGCCUAACGGGAAGCUGAUUGCAUGCGAUGUGGCUGCGGAUUUCGCCAUCACAGCAGGAGUUUCUAACUGGGGUGGCUAUGCUGUAGCCUGCGCUCUGUAUGUCCUGAAUCUGUGUCCAGUACACCAGCGGUACCUCCAGAGGGGUUUGGGUCUGUCGCCCACACCUGAACAACAGAGCAAGUGGGCUGAAUGCCUGCCCACCGUAGCCAAGGAGGAGGAGAUGCUGCGCAUUUUGGUGAAAUAUGGCGUCCGCAGUGGCAAGACUGCAAACCUGGGACUGGAAGUGGAUGGAUUAACCUUUCACCCAUACCAUUCCGAUAUCAUACAACGGCUUCGUCAUCUCACUUAUGACUAACAUCAUCAUGCAGCCACAGCAGGAAACAUGAUACAGAUCUCUAUGUGUACUUUCACUCAUAUGUGAAUGUAAUGGAAAGAUCUGCUAAAUAAAAGUGUUUCAAUUUA